Molecule: messenger RNA, 834 nt
Organism: [Candida] anglica
Lineage: Eukaryota; Fungi; Ascomycota; Pichiomycetes; Serinales; Debaryomycetaceae
Source: the annotation of a GenBank genome assembly
AUGGGUGACUUCCUCAGUCUUACCAGCUGCUUGCUUAACGAUGUGGUGUUAAAGUUUCAAGUAUACCUUAGUAUGUUCUUCAUAUGUAAUGAUUUGACCUUGUGCUUCCAGUAUUAUUACUACACUAGUGUCUAUCCAAAGAAACAUUACUUGUCAGUUGCCACAAGUUCUGAGGGCACUGACCCGGAAGAUCCGGAAUCUGUGGUAUCUGAUGUAGACCGACACCUUACAGAUUCGAUACAAAUACGAGGGGCAGCCUCAAGAAAGGAUAGACCAAUUGUUGAGUACCUUUCAUCCUCAGGGUCUCCUGAUGGUAGUUAUAAUUCAACUAAUGAUUCUGGUAAUAGCAUUAGUCCAGCUAAGGCUUUUGUACUUGGAACGACUUUAAACGCUGCUUCAACAGAAGCUCUCCCGGUUGUGAUUAGAAGCACUAUCGUUGCUACUGCUGCUACUACCACGGCCAACUCUGCUCAAUCAUUGGGUCUUGUACUUGCAUGGGCAUGUACUGUUGUGUAUGUUACCUCAAGGUGCCCUCAACUUUAUAAGAACUACAAGAGGAAGUCUGUGGAUGGAAUAUCACCUCUUUUAUUCGGAUCUGCAUUGAUUGGGAACCUCACGUAUACAUUAUCGAUUCUUACAAGUUGUAACUUCUUAUUUGGAGAAGACAAGUGGACAUUUAUCAUGAGAGAACUUCCAUACAUUCUUGGUAGUUCAGGGACAAUUGUGUUCGAUGUGGCUUAUUUUUAUCAGCGGUACUUGUAUAGAAAUAACGGCCGGAAUACAUUGGUCAUGGGCAUGGAUGAUUGGGAUACCAUUAGAGAGGAUUAUAUGUGA